Molecule: messenger RNA, 2753 nt
Organism: Sinocyclocheilus anshuiensis
Lineage: Eukaryota; Metazoa; Chordata; Actinopteri; Cypriniformes; Cyprinidae
Product: E3 SUMO-protein ligase ZNF451-like
Exons: 13
Coding region: 77-2662 (861 amino acids)
Source: RefSeq, a predicted model, not a curated record
UUUUGACGCGCUCCCUUCCUGUGAUGCUAGAUUUAAUGCCCGCUUCUCUACGUGCUCAGUUUGGAGGACAGAUGUGAUGUCUGCUUCUACAGUCACUGAGGACGAGGUGGAGUUUGUGUCUGAGGGUUCUCUCAGACCGGUGUUGGAAUGCAUUGACCUGCUGAGUGACGGAGCGGAUGAGGGUGGCAUGUCUGCCGCACACACCAUUGAGGAGCAGGUUGACAAGCAGAGGGCUCAUGCUAUGUCCACACUGGACAGACUGGCACGUCAGGUUGCUGUGGAAAAACUGGAGAGGCGUGAAAAGUGCAAAGCUUUUAAGGAGAAAAUAAAUUCACAGCAAGCACAUGGGCGGCACGAGCUGUCGGUCAGCCAUAGUAAUAGUGGCAGUAGUGAUGCCAAGCGCUGUGUGGAUAUUUGGCUAAAAAUGCCAGGUUUACAGCCAGGCUCCGUUAACUCCAGCUCACUGUGGAGGCGCAGAUCGGCUCCCGCUGCAGCACAAUCUUCUCCUCAAACCUGCCCGGUCAUCAACUGCGGCAGAGUCUAUGACAAUGUUCCUUUGAUUCAGGGUCAUCUUAAAAGGUUUGAUCAUUCACCCUGUGAUCCCACGAUUACGCUGAGAGGCAGCCCCGCUGCUUUCUAUGCCUGUGUGGCCUGUGGGCACUACUUUCACUCCAAAUGUGCGUGGAAGAACCACGUGGAGUCUAAGGUGUCUUUCCCGGACACUGAUGGUCACAGCCGUUCCCAGAGCUAUCAGCUGAUUGUUUGCUUUGCAUGUCCUGCCUGUUACCUCCUCUUCAACAUCAAGGACGAAUGCCUUGAGCACAUAUCUGCAAAAAAACACUUCACUCAGUCCGUCACUCUCUGUGAGAUAAAACCAUUAAGCGUGCCUAUACCAGUUCCACGGUACGCGAAGAACCGUUUAAUCGCUCUUUGUAAGGACGUUGACUUCACCGUCAAAUGCACAGCCUGCUCUACGGUGCUCUCCUCACAUAUGGAGGCAAGAGCACACUUCAAUGUGCACUGCAAUAAUGGCUGUGCUAUUGUCACUGCUGAUCAAAGCAUGGCUGACAUCAUGAGGACGAUGGCAGUCAUGGGUCGUUGCUCCUCAUGCCCCAAACCUUUUUUUAGCUUGGGUCAGAUGGAGGAGCACAAAGAGCUCCUGAAACAUGAGGUGAAGAGGGUGAGCAGUAUGGACAGGGCCCUUCUGUACUACAGCAACUACUGUGAAAUCCAAAGAGUUCAGAAGGCCACGGCAUGUGGGAGCGUUUCAGACGGGCCUUCAGCUAAGCGAAAAACACUGGCCAGCUUAGAUUCCCAAGUCGAAUCAAGAAAAUGGUCACAGCUCGCCUGGUUCUGUGAGUGCGGCCUACGCUUCACAGAGGAGGAUCAAGCAAGGAAGCACCUCCAAGCUGCCAAUCAGAUCUUUCACAAAUGUGCGGUCUGUGGCAAGCUAAUGGGCGAAUUGUCCAUAACGCGCUUGCACAUGAGCCGGUUCCACGGUGGUGCUCAUUUGUCCAACUUCCUUUUCCACUGCAGACAGUGCAAGGUGGAGAUGCCGAGGAUGGAAGACAUGAUGGCCCAUGUUGGUGUAAGCCACAGAGGGCACAGCUACUACCAGGAAAGAGAAGACACAGCAGACCACUGCGUCUUGUCCAGUAUGUCCCCCAAACCGUCUACCAGUGCGGAAACCGAAAUGACCAGGCCGGACAGUUCCUCUUGUGUCCCGCCUCCCAAAGCCGAGUCUUGGCUUUGUCGGAUGUGUGAAGACCUCUUCGAGUCUGAGGCGGCGGUGCGGAAACACUGCAGCGAUUUGAGCAGCCACAGUUUCCAGAGGUUCGCCUGUGGCCACUGUCCGCAGAAGUUUUUCAAGGACUCCACCCUGCGGCGGCAUUGCGCCAAUGAGCAUGGUGACGACAUAGUCCUGCGCUACUUCUGCGGGCUGUGCGAUAGCAUGAUGUACGACACCGAGGCAGAGUUUCUGGAGCACUACAAUAGUCUGCACAGCCAAGAUUACUACUGCUUGCAAGUGGCUCAGAAUGUUUCCCAAGCAGUCACGGAAAACACCGUUGAGAGUCCGAUAGCAAGUACAAGCCAUGAGCAACUUUGUCCUUGCAUGGGCUCUGAGAAAUCCAGGGAGGAAAGGAAACCUAUAUUCACAAAAUGCAUGAAACAGUUGGCCACCGAAAAUAAAUGCAGUUACUGCUGUCGCCAGUGCGACAAAAACACGCCCACCUACGCCGAGAUGAAGACGCACAUCCUCCUGACACACAAGACCCAGGGCAAUGAGAAAGGUUUUGAUGUUCUGUGCACGGUUUGCUCACAGAGCCACAAAGAUAUACCCAGUUUCCAUUCACACUACCACAAGCAUCACUGCCAGUCAGAACCUUGCGCUUCUUCCCGACCCAACAGUACAGAUGAGAAACCGGCCGCCACCACCAGCAUAAUAAAUGCCAAGGAGAUCUUCCCUCAGAGUAAUGCUGAGAAGUUUCAAGACGUAAAGAAUGCCAUUACCUCAAGUAUUCUUGAUGUUAAAAAAGACGAUGGUGCAUUUGAUCAGGACAUGAAACUGGCUUUGGCUUUGAGUGCAGAAGAGGUCAAGAAAUCAAAAGAGCUGGAUAUUGAGAUGGAAGAAGCCUUGAAAAGAAGCUUACAGGAAUUUUGAUAAGGGAAGACCAUUUGAGUGUUUGUUUUCCCAUGUUGUUCAUGCACUGUAGUGAUUAAGCACGCAUUUCUUUUCUUUCUGUUUUUCUUAA